Molecule: messenger RNA, 716 nt
Organism: Vitrella brassicaformis
Lineage: Eukaryota; Vitrellaceae
Source: the annotation of a GenBank genome assembly
CAGACACAUUUCACGUGAAUGUCGUUGGAUAGCCUCACACACGUACUGCACACGGUCCCUCAUAGUCUGUCGGCACGUCACUGGCCUGCCGGACACACACAUCACGUGGCUGAUACACACCGAAUCGCAUGUCGCCAUACACAUCCAUCCAGCAAAUCCGACUUACUACACAGAAAAAGCUCAACUCAUCUCUUGCUAUUCCACACACCGUACUAAUGCCCUCGCUCAAUUGCUGUGCCCCUGCCACACAGGCUCGUCCCUGCCCCUCUCAUGUGCCCAUCAACCUAUCGGCCGAUGCGCUCCUUCUUGACCUGCGGCUCGUCCUGCACAUCACCAAUCGCCUUCCUCUUCGAGCCCCGACCCGGCAUGCCACCAUCCUGAUCGCCAUUCUCAUUGCCAUCCACGCCGUUGUCGCCUCUGCUCUGCCGUGUCCGCUGCGUUUCAACCGUCAGCCGGUCGCAGUAGUUGUUGCGGUGUAUGUGGCGAGGGGUGCCGAUGGCGUCGAUCUGCUGGUGCAGCAGCUUCGAGAGGCCGUUGGCUGCGGCGAAGAAGCCCUCCAUGGCCCUGUCGAGCUCCGCUGCCUGGCUGGCGUCAUGCUGGGAGGCCAAGGAGAGCGUUGCCUCGGUGGCUUGCAAGAUGCUGUCCACAUGGCGACCGGCCGACUGCAGGAGACGUGAUGAGGAUGAAGAGGCUGUCAUGGGUUUUUGGCGCUCGAG